GAAGGUCAGCACAUGUGCUGACACCACGUGCAACGAGUGGAUCUCAGAGGAGAUGCUGGCAACAGCGCUCCAGGAUGCAGCGCAGCUUGGCAGCUUUUGCAGUGCUGCUGCGGCGGAGCCUGGGUUUUGGGCGUCUGCGGCGACAACGUCCCUGUGCGCCGAGGUACUUUUGUCUUUCGCCAAGGCGUUUGAGUCGGAGGUCUCUUCACUGUCCGACGCGUUGGUGGCUUUGCAUGCGAAGAACCACAGCAACAGUGUCAAGGUCCACGCUUUCAGUGUGAACAUGGAUCAAGGCAUAUUGGCGCCUGCAGCCAGCGUGUGGCUGCGCUUCUUACAGGAUUUGCCUCAGAAUCGGCCUGGCAGUUUGACAAUUCUUCUGCAGUGCCGGCGAGCAGUUACAGUUCUGCUGGCUGAAGCCUGGGUUAAGAAUUUCAUUCGGGAACCACCGCGAUGUUCGGCCUCAGAGGCACUGUCCCUCCUGCAAAAAGAUGAAGACGCUAUCCAGGUGUUGGGGAGGUCUCCGGAACUCGAAAGCUUCCUGCUGGUAUUUGCCGCGCUCAGGACCUUGCUACGCCGUGCUGCACAGCAUGGGAAAGUAGAGUGGGAAGAUCUGACACGCGCAGAAACACAGUUUCAGGAAUUGCUAGGUGAGGACACUGGGAGGAGUUUGGCUCAGGCACUUUGGCAAGCGGUAAAUCGCUGA
Symbiodinium pilosum is the source of this 703-nucleotide messenger RNA. The record is from the annotation of a GenBank genome assembly. NCBI's taxonomy places the organism in Eukaryota, Dinophyceae, Suessiales, Symbiodiniaceae.